Molecule: messenger RNA, 2361 nt
Organism: Rhodotorula toruloides NP11
Lineage: Eukaryota; Fungi; Basidiomycota; Microbotryomycetes; Sporidiobolales; Sporidiobolaceae
Product: sphingomyelin phosphodiesterase
Exons: 14
Coding region: 1-2361 (786 amino acids)
Molecular function (GO): hydrolase activity
Source: RefSeq, a predicted model, not a curated record
AUGCCGCCGCCGCGUUCUCGCCCUCGACUCUCCCUCGUCUCGCAACUCUUCCAGAAUCCGCAAUCUCGACAAUACGCCUCGUUGCACUCGCCAGACAUUGAACUUGCGGAGGCGAAACGGUCGGAAGACACACUCGCGUCCAGGAGGCAAACCGUCGCUCCGUCCCGGCCUCUCUUCCCGUUUCUACCGGCCAGCCUCAUCCCUCGCCAGAAAGAGCACAAGCACCACCACUUCAGCAGAUGCGACGUCUUCGUUACGACACUUGUGCUCGCUGCUCUCGCGCUGGUCGUCGUAGCUUUCGCGCUGUCCGAGAGCAACCCGGCGGUAAUGUUCAUCGAGACGGCCGCUUCGUGCACCGCUUGCGCGACAGCACUGGCGCCGCUCAAGGUACUAGCACACGCAGGAGAUGACGCGUUCACGGGCGUGAUCGUCGAGUUCUGCAUCGGCUCAGCUGCGAGUCGACCUUUCCUUGCCCGAUAUUCUCAACAACUCGCUAACAAUCCAUUCCUUCGCUCACCUUCGCAGAUGGCCGACCCAGACGUUUGCCGAGGCGCCAUCGGAUCCCAAGCCCCCAUCCUCGCCCACAGCCUUCGCUCGCUCUCCGUCCAUUCGCCCGGCGCAACUCGUCUCUGCACAAACGUCUUCGGCCUCUGCCCCAUCACCGCCGUUGUCCCGCACAAAGUCGACCUGCCGCCCGAACCGCAGGCCGUCCCGUCGAAAGAGUUUGCGCGGAGGUCGAAGCUGGGAGAGACGGGUUUGAGGAGGAAAUGGGAGGAUGAGGCGCACGACGGCGAUACAUUCCAGGUCGUUCAGAUCAGCGACGUGCACAUCGACAAGGAGUACCUGGUGGGCGCCUCGGACGAUUGCACGAAGCCGAUUUGCUGUCGCGAUUACGGUCCUUCUUCAACUGGACUGGAUGUCAAGACUCCUGCAGAACCGUUCGGGAACCGCAAAUGCGACGCGCCUCAAGCUCUCAUGGACAACCUCCUCGCAGCCGUCGAGCAGAUCGCCCCGAAUCGGUCUUUCACCGUCUUCAGUGGCGAUGUUAUUGACGCUGCUAUAUGGGACGCGACAGAAGAGCGAGUGCUCGACGGGUUGCAUGACUUCAGCGUCAGUCUUGCGAGCUGGAGCCUGCCGGCGAACAGUACCUCGAGAACGACGAGCGCAGGGAAGCCGAUCUACCCCGUGCUCGGCAAUCACGAUAUCGGUCCCGUCAACGCCUUUGCGCUCGACCCUACGAUCAACGCGGCGAGCGCCACGAACGCGCAGCAGAUCUACAACCUGUCGGCAAGCGACUGGCGACGCUGGAUCGGUGACGAGGCGGCGAACCAAGUCUUGACCAACUACGGCUGCUACUCGCUCGUACAUCCCGGCACCAAGUUGCGCAUCAUCAGUCUCAACACGAACUACUGGUCGGAACAGAAUUACUGGCUCUACGUUAGCGACUGGCCGGAGUGGGACCCGAACGGCAUCAUCAGCUGGCUCGCAAAGGAGCUGGACGCGGCGGAGAAGGCAGGUCAAAGGGCUUGGCUCAUCGGCCACAGUCCUCCAGGCCGUCGCGACGUCUUCCGCGAGCAAUCCAACUACGUCUACCAGAUCAUUCAGCGCUACCGCCAUACCAUUGCAGCUCAGCUCUAUGGUCACGCGCACUGGGACGAAUGGGAGCUCGGGUACGAGGACCCGAAAAAGCCCACGAGCGAGAGCGCCAUUGCGGUCGCUCUGCUUGCUGGGUCGGUUACGCCUCGCAGCGGAGACCCGGUCUUUCGAGUUUACCGUAUCAGCGCGACCUACGAGGUUCUCGACUUUACCGUCUACCACGCCGACAUGUUCGCCCCAGGCUACCAGCAAGGGCCGAGCUGGAAGCCGUUCUACUCGGCUCGCGACUACAAUCAGUUCCUCGACGCGCCGUUCCCGCCUAAUGCACCGCUGAACGCGACGUUCUGGAGCCUCGUAACUGACGCCCUGGAGAAGAACGACUCCGCCUGGGACGCCUUUGAGAAGUACGAUGCGCACGGAGCAUGGGGACGAGGCUGUAACGGCAAUGCGGCGUGCCGGAAGGAGCAGCUCUGCGUAUUGCGGGCGAUGCGAAGUGAGGACUCUUGCGAGGUAAUCAAACCCGGCUUCGCUCUCAACAAGCGCGACCUGAAUUCAUUCCAAGACGAGCACGCCUGCGAAGGUCCCGGACUCGGCAUGGUGCUUCGUCAAAUUGGCGCAGAGGCGAGAGCUGCGGGUGGGGAGGACUCCUUGACGGGGUUGAGACGCGAUCAGAGCUCUAAGACGCUGCUGUCCGCCUUACAUCGACAGGCUGAGGCCGCGGUGCGCCGGUAUCGAGCCAGCAAGAAGAGAUGGUGGCGUGUCUGA